AUGGACCAAGGCAACACCACCCUCCCACCAAAUACGGAGGCAAACUCCAGCCAGAGCCCAGUAUCUGUGAGCCUUGCUUACCUGGCCCUGGCUGGGUUGCUCUUCAUCACGUUCCUGGUGGGUGUAGUGGGGAACGGGCUGUACCUGUGGGUGCUGGGGCUGAAGAUAAGCAGGACGGUGACCACCCUCUGGUUCCUCCACCUUAUAUCCUGCUACCUCCUCUUCACCCUGCUGAUCCCCUUCUUUGCUGUCUACAUCCUCCUGGAUUUCCACUGGGUCUUCGGCACGGCCAUGUGCAAACUCCUCAAUACUUGCAUCUCCGUGGGCAUGUUCUCCUCCGUCUUCCUGCUCACCCUCAUCAGCCUGGACCGCUACACCCUCAUUCACCAUCCCAUCUGGUCGAAGAAUCACCGCACUGUGGCCCUGGCUGGCAAACUGGCUGUGGGAGUGUGGUUGGUCUCCUUUGCUCUCAGCACUCCCUUUCUGGCUUUCCGGGAGACCCUCAUGAGAGACGGGGGCAGAAUCGCCUGCAUCAACAAUUACAAUAUCUCCAGAAAUUGGAAUGGAACCGAGACGUGGGAUCUGGGGAGACGGAUCCAUCUGGCCGUCUUUUUGAUCCGGUUCUUGCUGGGCUUCCUGCUGCCCUUCUGCACCAUUGUGGGAUGCUACAGCCGGGUGGUGCUUAGGAUGAAGGAGAAGAAGCUGGCGUGGGCUGGGAAACCCUUGAAAGUCAUGGUGUCCGCGGUGGCUUCCUUCUUCCUCGGCUGGCUGCCCUACCACUUCUCCCAAGGUAUGAUUCUCUACAGGAAGGAGCUGCCAGAGUCAGUGUCAGGUGACCUCUUGGGCAUUUACACCUUCACAACCUGCUUCAAUGCCUGUUUCUCUCCCAUCCUCUACGUGUUUGCAGGGGAAAAGUUCUGUCAUGUCUGCAGGACGCCUCUUCUCACCUUGGUCAAGACAGCUUUUGUUGACAAACUCGGCAGCAGUGCUGCUGACACUAGUGGAAGACACGGGGGAGAUCUUGAGAACACAAAACAGGAGAUGUCCUAA
Pelodiscus sinensis (Chinese soft-shelled turtle) is the source of this 1050-nucleotide messenger RNA. The record is from RefSeq and is a predicted model, not a curated record. NCBI's taxonomy places the organism in Eukaryota, Metazoa, Chordata, Testudines, Trionychidae.